Arachis ipaensis is the source of this 1744-nucleotide messenger RNA. NCBI's taxonomy places the organism in Eukaryota, Viridiplantae, Streptophyta, Magnoliopsida, Fabales, Fabaceae. The record is from RefSeq and is a predicted model, not a curated record.
UGCACCAAACAGAAUACUGAGAUUUAUUUCAAUCUCUAUCUCUUAGUCUUUGUCUCUCAGUCUCAGUCUUUCCGUCUCUGUCUCUCCACCAAACGUUACCUUAAAGCACUUGUAAAGUUGUAAUUGAUAUGAUACCAUGAUGUUGCUUGCCUAUAUAUAUAUGUGUAGUGUGGUUAUUAUAUACGUGCAGAACAAUACCUAAUUUAUAUAUGGCAUCGCCACUGUUAAUGAAAAUGAUGAUUUUAGCUUUCUUCCUCUUCCUCAUGAUUUUAUCAUGAAUGUCACCACCCCUUCCUCCACGACCACCGUCACUAAGUGAUGGCUUGUCCCUCGAGCUCAUCCCACCCCAUUCCCCAAAAUCUCCAUUUUAUCAUUCUAACCUUGUAAAUCCCUUGGUUUCCCCAUAUAAACAAGACGUGGUAGUAAAGAUUGGUAUUGGUACCAUCGAUAUCGAGGGUAAUGUCGCUUACAAAUCUUAUCUAUUAGCAUUGGACACUGGAUCCGACUUAAUAUGGAUUCAGUGUGAGGAAUGCAAGAUUCAAGAUGAAAACCAUAGGUGCUAUCCUCAGAAAGAAGAACCGUUUCCGGAUAGCAAGUCAAGAACCUACCAACCUCUGCCUUCAAGUCACCCCCUCUGCAAACCCAGUCGCUCCGACGAAAAAGGCCACUGCAUAUACACGGUGAAGUACAAAACUGGAUCCAUCAACAGCACAGGCGUGCUUUCCAGUGAGACCUUCAGAUUCCCCUCUACUUCGUCACCAAGUGGUACGGAGGCGGUGAAAGGGAUUGUCUUCGGGUGCGGUUAUAAGAAUUAUGACGAUGACGGUAAUGCUGGUGAUGCUUAUCAGAUAGCAGGCAUUUUUGGCAUGAGCCCUGGUCCCCUUUCGUUUCUAAGCCAAUAUAAAGCAAAGAAAUUUUCAUACUGCAUGGUUCCGCGCCAUGUGAAAAACCCUCCUCCAACCUACUUGAGGUUUGCCUCAGAAGUGAAGCCGUUAACAAGGUUCCAGAUGGUGGAUCUUCUUAUGACUAAGGCAACUAAAAAUCACUUUGUUCUGCAGCUGGAAGACCUUGGAGUAAACGGCAAGAGGCUUCGGAUUGAUCGGAGGAGGCUUGGAAAUCAGUAGUUAGUUGUUGACUCUGGCUCCACUGAUUCAUUUAUGCUGAACGGUGCCCAUAAAAAACUUGUGAGUAAAUUAGAUAGCAUUCUAAUUACCGCAACUGGGGACUUUGAAAAGGAUGUCGUAACCUUUAAAGACAAAAUUUGUUAUAAGAGGAUGAGGAAGCCACAAGGAUUUACUGCCAACAUACCAAGUGUCAAUUACUACUUCAAAGGAGGUGCUCAUCUCGAUUUACCUCCUCAAAAUGUUUUUGAACAGAAACUAGAACGAGACACAGAAUGGUUCUGUUUCAACAUUGUCCCAGACCAGCAAAUGAAUCUCUUGGGUGCCUACCAACAAGCUGACUUUUAAGUUCAUUUUUGAUACCAAGAAAAAUAAGCUGCAGUUUGGUCCAGAGAAUUGUGCUCAAAACAGUUAAUUAAAUCAAAUAAGCUGACUUUAUGUAUAUGCUCCAGUUUUACCACUAAUUAAUAAAGAAAUCCAAUCUUAUAUAUAUAUAUAUAUAUAUGUGACAGCAUUAUUGCAUUGCAUUAUUUCUAGCUAGCAACUUAAGUGUUACUUGAUAUAUCAUCAUCCCUCUUCAAUCGCUCACUCAUGUCUCAACUUAUAUUGACGACUAUACAUCC